AUGCAUAGAGCGUUGUGGUCUCACUGCGCCAGCCAUGUAAAGCGCCGCCAUGCCUUUUCUGCAUUCUACUCCGUCCUCACACGCCCUGUCAUCGCCAGCACCUGCCAACGGAGACCGCUGCAGUUCCCCCCUGCUACCCGACACAUAUCAUGGUCGUUCAAGCAGCCACAGUCCCAGGAGUUCAUUGAGCACCCUGACAACGAAGAGGAUGUCGCACGGGCUGCUAUUCUCGACAAGGUCAUGAAGGGUCGGCAGCCCACCGAUCUCAUGCUUCGUUGUACCGUACUUGAUGCCGAAGGAAACGUGAAGACCAUCUCGGGCCAAUUCAAGAAAUCAGAUCUCUGCGCCGAGCACCGUUUGAAUGCCCGUGACCUCCGGAAAAUCGAUUCGAGGGUUCCGAAUCUCGUCCCCACAAUCCUCGUCCGAAAGGAAGCAAUCUUGGUCAAUAUGCUUCACAUUCGCGCGCUCGUGAAGGCCGACGCCGUUGUGCUUUUCGACACAUACGGUUCUGCUGAUUCACGGCUCCACUCAGUCUUCCUGUAUCAUCUGGAACACAAUCUCAAAACGAAGGGGACAGGUCCGCCGUAUGAGUUUCGAGCUCUUGAAUCUAUCCUCCUUUCAGUGCUUAGCGCACUUGAGGCAGAGAUGGUCUUUAUCCGAAACCUCAUCGGCGGGCUCCUGGCUGAGAUGGAAGAUAACAUUGACCACGACCGUUUCAAAAGGCUCCUGCAUUAUUCAAGACGGCUCGCCAGCUUUAAAAAUAGAGCCACGCUCGUCGAGGAAGCCAUAGAUGAGGUCCUCAGUCAAGAUGAGGAUAUGGACGCCAUGUACCUCAGUGAUAAGAAAAACGGCGUUGAGCGUGCCAAACACGAUCACGAGGAGCUCGAGGUCUUGCUAGAGUCCUUCUCGAAGCAGGUCGAGGAAAUUGUGAACGAGGCGGAGAACAUCGAGAAUAACGUACAGUCGACUCAAGAAAUUGUGGAGCUCAUACUGGACUCUAAUCGGAAUGCACUGCUGGCGCUGGACCUUCAGGUCUCAAUUGCGACCCUUGGAGUUGGGUCCGGCGCGUUGGUUGCUGGUCUGUUUGGCAUGAAUUUGCUAAGUCACAUCGAACAACACCCAUACGCCUUCUACGGCAUGACCAGUCUUGCCACAUCUUUGGCUUUCGUCGUUGCAUGGGCCGGGCUCCGGAAGCUUGCAAGGAUACGUAAAGUCGGCCUCUCCUCGACCGCGACCUCGGCUACACAGCAGCAUAGAAGUCAUAAACUGGGGAGAGCAUGGCUACCAUUGCCCUUGCGGAACAGGACUCCAGGAGGCUGGUCGUAA
Molecule: messenger RNA, 1326 nt
Organism: Cyclocybe aegerita
Lineage: Eukaryota; Fungi; Basidiomycota; Agaricomycetes; Agaricales; Hemipholiotaceae
Source: the annotation of a GenBank genome assembly